CUAUAGGUAGGUACAUCACAAGGUAUACGUAGCUUGAAAUUUUUGGUUGCCAUGACACCUAUUCACAAAACAAUACAUCAGCAAAAGACAAAAAGUUAUAGUACUUAUUAGUUUCGGACCAACCCUCUAACAUAUGCAAAAAUGGAUUAUUUACAAAUAUCAGACGGUCAAUACACUAAAACAAUAUAUACAAUGAUAAAGGAAUCGAGAUUCGAAGAUGCAAUAAAAGCUCUCAACGACGCCAUCAAUUUUAACCCGAAUAGAGUUGGGUUAUCCUUGCUUGGAUACUGCUACUUUCGAACACAAUCUUUCGUAGAAGCAGCAAACUGCUAUGAACAGUUGUCUGCAAUGCACCCCGAUGUACCAGAAUACAAACUUUAUUUCGCACAAGCCUUAUAUGAAGCUUCAAUGUUUGAAGAGUCUUAUAAAGUCACUAUGCAAGUAACUGCACCAGAGCUAGAAAGGAAAGUAAUAAAACUACAAUCGGCUAUCAAAUACGGAGAAGAAGAUACUAUAUCGGCCAAAAGUUUCGUUGACUCAUAUCCUUUAGAUGAUCCUGACAAAGACAUAAAUCUGGGAUGUUUACUGUAUAAAGAAAAUCAAUACGAGGAAGCGCUGCAAAAGUUUUCUAGAAGUUUAAAUAUUUUAGGCUUCAAUUCCCAUCUCCACUACAAUGUAGCGCUCUGCUAUUUCAGAUUAAAAGAAUAUCCACAAGCAUUGAAGCAUAUUACUCUCGUUAUCGAAAGAGGUAUUCGAGACCAUCCAGAGUUAGCUGUGGGCAUGCAAUCUGAGAUUUCUGAAGUAAAAUCAGUUGGAAAUACAUUGACACUUCAUGAAACAGCGCUAACUGAAGUGUUUAAUCUUAAAGCUGCUAUUGAAUACCAAUUGAAAAACAUUGAAUCUGCAAGAGAAGCUUUGUCUGAUAUGCCUCCUCGCCAUGAGCAUGAGUUGGAUGCAGUAACAUUGCAUAAUUUAGCUCUUACAUCGAUUGAUAUGAAACCAACCGACGGAUUUGAAAAACUACAUUUUUUACUUCAACAAGAUCCUUUCCCACCUGAAACAUUUGCCAAUUUAUUGCUUCUAUACUGCAAAUUUGAAUAUUACGAUCUCGCUGCAGAUAUUUUAGCAGAAAAUGCGCAGUUUACAUAUAAAUAUUUAACACCAUAUCUUUACGAUUUUCUCGAUGCAAUAAUAACAAGCCAAACGUCCCCUGAAGAAGCGUUUCAGAAAUACGAAGAUAUUGCUUCAAAGCAUGCAGAACAGUUAAGAAAACUUACAAAAGUCGUACAAGAAAGUCGUUCACAAGGUGACAACGACCAAGUUAAAAAGGCUGUUGUUGAAUAUGAAGAGGCUCUGGAAAGAUAUAUUCCUGUUGUAAUGGCACAAGCGAAAAUAUAUUGGGACAAAGAAAAUUAUGGACAAGUUGAGAAAAUAUUUCGUAAAUCAGUCGAAUUCUGCAAUGAGUCUGAUGUUUGGCGCUUGAACGUAGCCCAUGUAUUAUUUAUGCAAGAAAACAAGUAUAAAGAAGCAGCUAGUUUUUAUGAACCAAUCGUCAAAAAACAGUACGACAACAUUUUAGAUAUAAGCGCUGUUGUUUUAGCUAAUCUCUGCGUGUCGUACAUAAUGACUUCUCAAAAUGAAGAAGCCGAGGAUAUCAUGCGAAAGAUAGAAAAGGAAGAAGAACAGCAGAUAUUCGAAGAUCCACAGAAGAAGUUCUACCAUUUAUGUAUUGUCAAUCUGGUCAUCGGCACUUUGUAUUGUGCUAAGGGGAAUUACGAGUUUGGAAUAUCGCGAGUGAUAAAAUCUUUGGAGCCUUUUAAUAAGCGUCUCGGCACUGACACUUGGUUUUAUGCAAAGAGGUGUUUCCUAUCGUUCCUGGAAAAUCUGGCGAAGCAUUUAAUUGUUGUCAAGGAUAACACAAUAAAGGAGUGCUUACAGUUUCUUGAAGGAUGUGAGACGUAUGGAAAACGGGUGUCCACAGUGAUAGAAACUCCAUUUCAAGAAGAAGACGCGAACAAUAAAGCAAAACAAACAGUGACCUACGAAGCUAGACUUUUACGUUACAUGUUUUUUAAGCUUCGAAGCAUUGACGAUUCUGUAACUGUUAAUAAGUAUGAAGAUUUAAAAUAAUUCACGCACUCACCUGG
This is a messenger RNA of Pararge aegeria (speckled wood butterfly), 2147 nucleotides long. RefSeq names its product tetratricopeptide repeat protein 30A (gene Ttc30). Gene Ontology annotation, molecular function: intraciliary transport particle B binding; protein binding. The record is from RefSeq and is a predicted model, not a curated record. Bases 142 to 2130 code for a protein of 662 amino acids. The transcript has 2 exons. NCBI's taxonomy places the organism in Eukaryota, Metazoa, Arthropoda, Insecta, Lepidoptera, Nymphalidae. Gene Ontology annotation, cellular component: intraciliary transport particle B; axonemal microtubule. Gene Ontology annotation, biological process: intraciliary transport.